Messenger RNA from Eurytemora carolleeae, 446 nucleotides. Its product is annotated as neuropeptide F. Lineage: Eukaryota; Metazoa; Arthropoda; Copepoda; Calanoida; Temoridae. The record is from RefSeq and is a predicted model, not a curated record. Bases 40 to 345 code for a protein of 101 amino acids. The transcript is spliced from 7 exons.
CUUCAGAACUAAACCUCAACAAGAACUAACAUACAGGUAAUGAUUGCUGUUCUAUCUCUAGCUCUUUUACUCAUCUGUCAGCUUGCUGCAGCUAGACCUGCCUCCGAACAGGAGGGAGCUAUGGCUGAUGCUAUAAAGUAUCUGGCAGAAUUGGACAGUUUCUAUAGCGAACAAGUCAGGCCCAGUGGUUUUGAAACGAUUAAGAAAUCGGUAGGUGAUCUAAGUUUGAUCGGUUCAAGCCUAUCAAGCCGGGCUCGGCCAAGGUUUGGGAAGAGAGGAGUUGACGACAUGAGAUCUCUUCAAAACUUGGAGAGAUUUCUGAAUGCCUAUUACAGAAAGGCAUAAACCAUUUACAGGUUUUGAAUAGAGAUGAUUCUACCCCCGGCUCUCAGAAUAUAAUUAAUUGAUUUGUGUUACUUUACGCCAAUAAAUCCUUGCCUUGCCUC